AUGGCGACGGGAUUCUUCCACCACAUCGGAACAUUCCUGUUGUUCGCAGCCACUAUCCUGCUCAUCAUCACCUGCAUCUCGGCGCCGGUGGUACACGACCUGUCGAUCCUCAAGGUCGAGCUGGGCGGCGCUGGCGGCAAUGGCCAGCGGAUCUCGUUUGGCACGUUUGGCUACUGUUUAGUCAAGCCCAAUGCCGACGACGCCUGCUCCACCUCCCACAUCGGCUACUCCCCCUCCUCCGUCCUCCGCCAACAAGACGGCACACAAUUCUCCACCUACGCCGACGACUCCGCCCGCGCCCUGACCCGCGCCAUGGUCCUCCACCCCAUCGCCUGCGGCAUCAACUUCAUCGCCUUCCUGCUGGCCCUAGGCGCCGGCACCAUCGGCUCCUUCCUGGCCUCUGUCGUCGCCUUACUCGCGUUCUUGGUAACCGCCAUCGCGUGCAUCAUCGACUUUGUGCUGUUCAGCAUUGUUAAGAGUAAUGUGAACGAUCGGGGCGCGGAGACGGGCACGGGCGCGUAUUAUGGUGCGGCGGCGUGGACCAUUUUGGUGUCGGCGAUUUGCUCGUUGAUUGGGGCGGUGGUCGUGUUUUUUACGUGCUGCUCGGCGAGGAGGCAUAAGAGGAGGCAGGGGGCGGUCAAGACGGAGUAUGCGUCGCCGCCGAGGAGGAGGCGGUUUGGUAUCUUUUAG
This is a messenger RNA of Dichotomopilus funicola, 690 nucleotides long. RefSeq names its product actin cortical patch SUR7/pH-response regulator pali. The coding region runs from base 1 to 690 and encodes 229 amino acids. The transcript has 2 exons. The record is from RefSeq and is a predicted model, not a curated record. Gene Ontology annotation, cellular component: cell division site; plasma membrane; growing cell tip. Lineage: Eukaryota; Fungi; Ascomycota; Sordariomycetes; Sordariales; Chaetomiaceae.